Octopus sinensis (East Asian common octopus) is the source of this 4106-nucleotide messenger RNA. Its product is annotated as fibrillin-3-like. NCBI's taxonomy places the organism in Eukaryota, Metazoa, Mollusca, Cephalopoda, Octopoda, Octopodidae. The record is from RefSeq and is a predicted model, not a curated record. The transcript has 31 exons. Gene Ontology annotation, molecular function: chitin binding; protein binding; calcium ion binding. The coding region runs from base 160 to 3879 and encodes 1239 amino acids. Gene Ontology annotation, cellular component: extracellular region.
CACCACUACUAUCACCAUCACCAUCAUCAUCAAAACCGCCAUCAACGCAAAAUCACCAAUACUAACACCGUACCAUCAUUGUCGUCCCUAAUUUCUGUGGGACAGUUGAUAGAGUGAUUUUGGUGACAGAAUAUUGUCAACAGGUGGACAGACUUGAGAAUGUACUCCGUGAAGAGGACUGUCUUCUUAUUACUGUGGACUGUCUCCCAAUUGGUCACUGUAUCGGCUUUUGACGGACGAUGCCCAUACCAGUGUCAGAAACAAUAUUCAGUGCGGGAGUCUUACCACGUAAAGUGUGGCUGGUGGGGAUGGAGACGAUGUAAACGUUACAGAGUUGCAUACAAGUACCAGAUGGACACUUGUUAUCGGUGCUGUCGAGGAUGGAAUGGAACCGUAGAAACUGGAUGUGAAGAUAUCAACGAAUGCGAUAGUGGAAACGCCGAAUGUGACCAUAUAUGUCACAACACACCGGGAUCCUACUCAUGUGACUGCAGGAAAGGUUACUAUCUGCAACCGGAUGGUAAACAAUGCAGAGACAUCAACGAGUGUAUAAUAGCCAACGGUGGGUGUGAACAUGUGUGUACAAAUGUACAUGGCAACGUCGUAUGUUCGUGUCGGAAAGGAUACGUUCUUAAUAAAGACAAGAAGACAUGCGCUGACGUCAACGAAUGUGAUGAUGGCAAAGGCGGUUGCCUUCAUAUCUGUAUAAACACAAAAGGGUCCUACAUCUGUGAAUGCCAAUCGGGAUAUUUCUUGGAAACUGACAAGCGGACCUGCAAAGACAUCAACGAAUGCCAACUGGCCCAUGGUGGAUGCCAACAUAUCUGCGAGAACACUGUCGGUAGUUUCAACUGCAAAUGUCGGCCAGGAUAUUCCUUGUUAGAAAACGGUUCCUGUUUAGAUGUGAAUGAGUGCAACGACAACAACGGUAACUGCAGUCAGAUAUGUGAAAAUAUUCCCGGCACCAAGACUUGCCGUUGCUUAUCUGGUUACCAUCUCAUGCCUGAUAUGACGUCAUGUAAAGAUAUAAAUGAAUGCGAGGUAAACAACGGCGGCUGUACCCACAAUUGUGUCAACACUGAUGGAUCGUUUAGUUGUGCCUGUAGGCCUGGCUAUCAACUGCAUGCUGAUGGAUCACAAUGUAAAGAUACGGACGAAUGCCUUCACAACAAUGGCAACUGUAUGCAAACGUGUACCAACAUACCAGGUUCUUACACAUGUACAUGUAGAACUGGCUACGCCUUAACAGAAGAUGGACAUACAUGCGCAGAUAAAGACGAAUGCAGUGAAAGAAAUGGCGGCUGUGAACACAUGUGCACCAACAAAGAUGGUAGCUAUUCUUGCUCUUGUCGUCAAGGUUACGCAACAAUGGCGGAUGGCAAAUCGUGCACAGAUGUUAAUGAAUGUGCCUUUAAGAAUGGAGGAUGCUCUCACAACUGCUUCAAUGUAUUGGGCUCCUAUAAAUGCUCGUGUCGGCCCGGGUUCUAUCUCCAGGAAGACAAGAAAACAUGUUCAGAUACCAACGAGUGUUUAAUCAGCAACGGAGGGUGUGAUCACAUCUGUCAUAACACAAUGGGCGGUGUCGUCUGUUCCUGUCGUGAAGGAUUCUCUUUGACUGACGAUGAGCGUAGCUGUGUGGAUAACAACGAAUGCCAAGAUGAAGAUAUCCCGUGCAGUCACAACUGCAUCAAUACACUGGGUUCUUACAAGUGUUCAUGCAACCACGGCUACGUCCUAAAAGCAGAUAAGUACUCAUGUGAAGAUGAGAAUGAAUGUACAUCAAAUAACGGUAACUGCAGCCAUACAUGUGUGAACAAAGAAGGAUCUUACACAUGUACAUGUUAUGCCGGGUUUGUCCUUAAAUAUGACCAGAGGACAUGUACAGACGAAAACGAAUGUGAAAAGCAUUUAGAUAGAUGUGACCAGUUAUGCAUCAACACAAUUGGUUCUUACGUCUGCGGAUGCGAACUGGGUUAUAUUCUCCUUCCAGAUUCUCGAACGUGCAAAAGGAAGAAUACUUGUGCGUCCGGAAAUGGGGGUUGUGACCACAAUUGCGUGUACGAAAAUGGAACAAGCUACUGUUUGUGUAGAUCGGGCUACGUUUUGCAGAGAGACGGCAAGACUUGUCUAGAUCUGGAUGAGUGCAGACUUAGCAAUGGAAUGUGCAGUGAUAUAUGUAUAAACUUUGAAGGAUCUUACCAUUGCCAGUGUAAGAGAGGUUAUUUCCUUCAGCAUGAUAAGCUCACCUGUCAAGAUGACAACGAAUGUAUGAUUGGCAAUGGCGGAUGCCAACAUUUAUGUGUGAACGAACCAGGGAGCUUUCAUUGUGAAUGUCGUCCAGGUUAUUCCUUGCUAAAUAAUGGUAAAUUAUGCCAAGAUGUCAAUGAAUGCGAGAAAAAUAAAGCUGGAUGCAGCCAACUUUGUCAGAACACCCUGGGAUCGUAUGUUUGUGGUUGUCAGCUGGGAUACAGUCUACAGCCAGAUGGGCACACUUGCAUAGACAAUAAUGAAUGUCAAGUAGAUAAUGGAGGAUGCCAACAUGGCUGUCAGAAUCUCCCGGGUGGAUUUGCCUGUUUCUGUUAUUCUGGGUUCACUGCAAAGCCUGAAGGAAAACUCUGUGAAGAUAUCAACGAAUGCAAGACGUCAAACGGUGGUUGUAGUCAAAUAUGUCAAAAUACUGAAGGAUCUUUCUACUGUUCAUGUAAGCCUGGGUAUCAUCUAUCAUUCGACAGAAAGACAUGUGAAGAUAUAAAUGAGUGUUGGCUGACACAGCAUUGUGACCAAAUAUGUGAAAACACGAAAGGACAUUUCUACUGCAGCUGUAGAAGUGGCUAUAAACUGCUGGACGACGGACGUAGUUGUGCAGAUAUCAACGAAUGUGAACAUCAAAACGGCGGCUGCUCUCAACUGUGUCAUAAUCUUAUUGGAACCCAUUUUUGCAGUUGCCAGAAUGGCUAUCAUCUGCAGACUGACAUGAAAACAUGUGAAGAUGUCAACGAAUGUUUAAUGAAUAAUGGAGGAUGUAGCCAGCUAUGUUACAAUCAACCUGGAUCGUUUGUUUGUUCCUGUGUCCAUGGUUUCCAGUUGAGCAAGGAUAGCGCCUCAUGUGAAGAUGUUGAUGAAUGUAAAGUGAACAACGGUGGCUGUAAUAAGAUGUGUAGGAAUACUUAUGGAUCAUAUUCUUGUAACUGUCCAUCUAAACAUCAAUUAGGCAUCGAUGAAUCGACUUGCUGGCCCUACUGGUGUAUGAUAGACCGUAAUCUAACCGACUGUAUGCCAUGCAACCACGGCGAAUAUCAACCGGAUCCAGGAGCUGACAAUCAAUUCUAUCAAUGUACCAAUGGACUUAUGUAUCUCCUAAUGUGCCCACCAGGAACUAUUUGGGACCAAAGAGUAUGGAAAUGUGGUGACAUUAUGAAGAUUGAGCUUGAGAUGCUGAAUGGGACCGAACCUGUGAACAUGACCCUUGUACCAGUGGAUGACCUCUGCGUUGACAACUUCACUGGAGAAUGUGUCAUAUGUUUACCUGACAAAUACUACGAAUAUACAGGAGACCCACGUAAGUUUUACCAGUGUGUGCACGAUAAUCUAGUUCUGCGAGAAUGUCCAGAUGGAACAAUCUGGAACAAAGAUAUAUCAACUUGUAUCCACGAAGUAUUACCAGCUCCAGCGCAAUUUAGGCCAGUAUCACUGACAGAGAUGUGUUUCUAUCCAAAUAUGACGAAAUGUUAUCAGUGUGAGCCAGGAUUCUACGAGGACGACGACAGUUGCCGACGUUUCUACACAUGUGCCAACGGAGGCCUGGUCUCUAUGUCGUGUCCAGAUGGUACCCGCUGGAACCAGACUCAAACUCGUUGUGACAACGGUGUUAUGUGCUGAAUGAUAAACCAGACUAAUUUACUCUUACGUCCGUCACAGUCGUGUGUUACAACUGAAGAUAUUGCGUCACAGUUUUAAAAGAUACAGAAAGCAACAUAGAAGAGAAACAUUGCAAAGAUAAUAUAUCAUCAGUGACCUUCAUUCAUAAUAUAUUAUACCUCGCCUCUUGAAAUAUUUACAAUAUUCAUGUAUUAAAUAUUGAAAUAAACGUUUCUUAUGCCACACAA